Molecule: messenger RNA, 212 nt
Organism: Funneliformis caledonium
Lineage: Eukaryota; Fungi; Glomeromycota; Glomeromycetes; Glomerales; Glomeraceae
Source: the annotation of a GenBank genome assembly
AAAAAUCUUCUGACGAAGAUAACGAAGUAGCCGCGAGGAAAAGAAACAGAAGAAUUAAGGCAGCCAUAAAACUAUACGAACAAAAUGAUAAUGAUAUACAAGAAUUUGAUAAAGAUGAACUUUUACCUAUUCUAGCUCAGAACGGAUAUCAUUCUAUUGAGCAAUCUGAUUCAGAUGAUGAAUUGCAUCAAAAAUUGCCAGAUAACAAAUAA